Molecule: messenger RNA, 1206 nt
Organism: Acanthosepion pharaonis
Lineage: Eukaryota; Metazoa; Mollusca; Cephalopoda; Sepiida; Sepiidae
Source: the annotation of a GenBank genome assembly
AUGCUUUCUUUUCAUUCCUUUUUUAUUCAUCCUUCCUUCCACAAAGAUGAAACUAAUUCUAUAGACGUCGACUUAAUGAAGCAACAUGCUUAUUGCUUUUCCCGCCCUCUUUUCGUCCGCCAUUUUCUUUAUUUACGAACCCUCGUAGUCUUUCUUGCCUUUGCUAAUAUUUCUUAUUCCUCUAUCCAUUACUCCACCGUGCACCCCCCACCUCUCUCUCUCUCUCUCUCUCUCUCUCUCUCUCUCUCUCUCUGCACUGAAAACAAAUUUCAAAAGAACGAGAAAAGGAUAUAUUCUAACAUAUUUUUUUUCGUUUUCGUGUUUCUUCCUGUUUUUUUCUUCUUUUUCAUGUUUCUUCCUCUUUCUUCUUCAUUUUCGCCUUUCUUCCUGUUUCUUUAUUUUAGUGUUUUUUGUUGUUUCUUCAUUUACGUGUUCCUUCUUUUUUCUCCUUCAUUUCACGUCUUCCUUUUUCUUCAUCAUUUUACGGUAACUUCCGGUUUUAAUAUUCAUUUUCGUCUUUCUUCCAGUUUCUUCUUCAUUUUCGCGCCUCUUCAAGUUUUUUCUUCAUUGUCGUGUUUCUUCCUGUUUUUUAUCUUCAUUUUCGUCUUUCUUUGUUUCAUCUUCAUUUUACUGUUUCUUCCUGUUUCUUUUUUUGUUUUUUUCCUUUUCGUCUUUCUUCCAGUUUCUGCUUCAUUUUCGAAACCUACAAGUCUUUUCUUCAUUUUCGUGUUUCUUCCUGUUUUUUCUUCAUUUUCUUCUUUCUUCCUGUUUCUUCUUCAUUUUCAUGUUUAUUCCUUUUUCUUCUUCGUUUUCCUGUUUUUUCCUGUUUCUUCUUCGUUUUCGCGUUUCUUCCUUCUUCUAUAUUUUCCUAUUUCUUCGUGUUUCUUCUUCAUUUUCGUGUUUCUUCCUCUUUCUUCAUGUCUCUUCUUGAUUUUCGCGUCUCUUCGUGUCUUUUCUUCUUGUUUCUUCUUCAUUUUCCUCUUUCUUCCUCUUUCUUCAUGUUUCUUCUUGAUUUUCGCGUCUCUUCGUGUCUUUUCUUCAUUUUUAUGUUUCAUCAUGUAUCUUCUUCAUUUUCCUGUUUCUUCCUCUUUCUUCCUCUUUCUUCUUGAUUUUCGCGUCUCUUCGUGUCUUUCCUUCAUUUUUAUGUUUCAUCUUGUUUCUUCUUCAUUUUCGUGUUUCUUCCUCUUUCUUCCUCUUUCUUCUUGA